GCUUCUUCUUCGUCCGCCCCGUCCUGCAAGUGCGAUCGGUCUCCUCUUCGACCAUUACGAUGGCUGCGCAAUAUUAUCAUUUUGGACGUCACCAGAUUUCCGAGAGUGAAGUGUUCUACACCACCCAGCUUUCAUUUGCCCUUGUCAACAAUCGUCCUGUUCGUCCGGGUCAUGUGCUUGUGUGCCCAAAGCGUGAAGUGAAGCGUGUUGCUGAUCUAACUGCUGAUGAGACUUGUGAUUUGUGGAUCACAGCACAGAAAAUUGGUAGGCAGCUUGAAAGCUACCAUAAUGCAUCAUCGCUUACAUUUGGUAUCCAAGAUGGGCCCGAGGCAGGUCAGACGGUUCCUCAUGUUCACAUUCAUAUUAUUCCCCGAACAGCUGGUGAUUUUGAGAACAAUGAUGAUGACAUAAAUGAUGAAAUUGAUUUGAAAGAGAAGCAGUUAAAGAGGAGGCUUGAUGAGGAGGAGAGGCAAAUAAGGAGCCUUGGAGAGAUGGCUGCAGAGGCAGAUGAGUACAGAAAACUUUUCCAAUGAAAAUUUUAACGUGUGAAAUAGAGGUUAAAUCCUUUAAAUAUUCCGCUUGACAUGGUUCCAGUCUAUUGGGACUAUAUGAACUAUAGUAAUCAAAUUUGUAGCUAAAGUAUAAGUUAUAAAACUUGAUGCUUGUGGCCUUAUGGUUGUGGAGGACAUCAUAAUAUUAAAUGAU
Messenger RNA from Neltuma alba, 705 nucleotides. RefSeq names its product bifunctional bis(5'-adenosyl)-triphosphatase/adenylylsulfatase FHIT-like. Gene Ontology annotation, molecular function: catalytic activity. Bases 60 to 533 code for a protein of 157 amino acids. The transcript has 5 exons. The record is from RefSeq and is a predicted model, not a curated record. Lineage: Eukaryota; Viridiplantae; Streptophyta; Magnoliopsida; Fabales; Fabaceae.